AUGUCCCAGUUCGUUGGAUUUGGUGUGAGGGUCGAAUUGAAGGAUGGCAAGCUUAUUCAGGGGAAGAUUGCAAAGGCUACAGGUAAGGGUCUGACGCUUAACGAUGUAAAGUUUGGUGACGGGGGUACGUCACAGGCAUUCAAAGUUAGAGCUUCUCGUCUGAAGGAUUUGAAAGUAUUGAGUGUGGCUAGUGGGAAAUGCGAUUUCAAAGAACCACGAGUUCAACAGGAUUCGGCCGAUUGGCAAGAUGACGAUGUUGCUCAAUUGAAAAAACAGGAUGAUUUUGAUUUCCAGGGAAAUUUACGAAUGUUUAACAAGAAGGAUGUUUUUGCAGAAUUGAAACAACUUGAUGAAGUGGCUCCACAGGAUAGAUUGGUUUCUCAUAAUAAGAAAUCUCCCGAAAACGAUAAGUAUCAAAUUGACGAAUUGGUGAUCCCAAAUGCUAAAAAUGAUGCAUGGAACUCAAUUGAUUCAGAUGAAGACGACGAAGAUGACGAUGAUGAUGAAGAUGAUGAUGAUGAUGAUGAGUAUUAUGACGUCGAGAACGGUCCUGUGACAAAAUCUAUCAACAUAACCCACUUACUCCAUUCCGCCUCGAAGGGCGAAGAAACACAGCAGCAAACCAUGGUCGCACAGCUCGAAAAGAUCAUCAAGAGCAGAUCACAUUCAAUUGCUCCUCCCAGCCCUAGCUCGGUAAAUACUCUCAAGGUAAAGGACUCUAAACAGGUUGUUCCAAUGGCUACGCCGGUGCAAUUACUUGAAAUUGAGAGAGUUAACUCCGAGCAAUUCGGAAUCAACUCGCUAAUCAUGCUAGAAAAUUUCGCUACUAACGCCUCUUUCUUCCUGAAACAGAGACUAGGUGGUCGUUCCAGGCUGCGUCGUGACAACAGUAACGCUGAACCUCUAGUGGUAAUCCUAACAUCGGACUCCAACCGUUCCGGUGCAAGAAGCAUGGCUCUUGGGAGACAUCUGUGUCAAUCCGGUCACAUUAGAGUAAUAGCCAUGUUCACAUGCUCGGCAAGUAACCUGCAGGAUUCUCAGGUGAAGGAACAAUACGAACUGUUUAAGAAAUGUGGUGGUAAAGUCGUCAAUAGCGUUGGCGCAUUGAAAAAUGCUGUAGACAAGCUGAAUAGCCCUGUGGAGAUUGUCAUUGACGCCAUGCAAGGUUUUGACUGUAGUUUGGCUGAUCUCGACGAGAGUUCUUCAACUUCGCAGGACUACGACUCGGCAACUUCCAUGGAGACUCGUACCCUCGACAUUAUCGACUGGUGUAAUGAAUUACAGAAUCAAAGACAAGUAUGGUCUCUAGAUAUACCUAGUGGGUUCGACAGCAGUACAGGGAUGGCUAAUUUCAGCUCUACUGUGCAAGCUACUGGUGUCAUAAGCUGCGGUUGGCCACUAGCUGCAUUGCCUAUGGCUAGCAUGGUCGCACCUAACCGUUUCGAAGAAUGCGCGGUCAUAGACAUGGGCACUCCACACUGCGUAUACUCGCAAAGAACGUCACUACGUAAGUUCCAAUCGUGCGACUUGUUCGUCACCGAGGGCUCUGUAACUUUAGAACUGUAA
Molecule: messenger RNA, 1566 nt
Organism: Torulaspora delbrueckii
Lineage: Eukaryota; Fungi; Ascomycota; Saccharomycetes; Saccharomycetales; Saccharomycetaceae
Gene: EDC3
Product: Edc3p
Exons: 1
Coding region: 1-1566 (521 amino acids)
Biological process (GO): P-body assembly; deadenylation-independent decapping of nuclear-transcribed mRNA
Cellular component (GO): P-body
Molecular function (GO): mRNA binding
Source: RefSeq, a predicted model, not a curated record